Triplophysa dalaica is the source of this 2419-nucleotide messenger RNA. RefSeq lists its product as uncharacterized. Gene Ontology annotation, molecular function: monoatomic cation channel activity. The record is from RefSeq and is a predicted model, not a curated record. Bases 255 to 1868 code for a protein of 537 amino acids. NCBI's taxonomy places the organism in Eukaryota, Metazoa, Chordata, Actinopteri, Cypriniformes, Nemacheilidae. The transcript has 3 exons.
GAAACAUCUCACCUUACAAAAAUGAUGCAGAUCAUAAAAUGGAGGGUAGAACAGAAUGUGUCGUUUAAAUGAACACAUAUAGAUUCACUAUAUUCAAUAUUGUUUUAUAAAGGUUUCCCUGCAGUGUAAAUGCUUUUUAUUUCAUUUGACUCCUUUGAACACAGAAGUAAUUAACAUAUUUUGUAUUGAAGGGUAUCUGACAUCCUUUUGUAUGGGAUUUAGCAGCAAAAAUAAUCUUCAUUAAACCUCAGAAGAUGUCUGCAGUGCAAAACCUUUUGAAGACUACCCACACAUUUCUGAAACGUUCUCCAGUUUACAGCUCUCUCCCAAUGAGUGUCUUGUCACUUGGACUGGAGAAGUUGGCGGAACUGAAUCUAUCAUGCCCAUGCAAUGGUUGGAAUGAAGGCCUUAUAACACUCAUGUUUAUUGGACCUGCUUUAUUUUUGUGGGCAUUAAUGUUUGUCUGGUUAGCCCCAUUCAGAUCCUGCUCUAAGGAUUUCUAUGUCUGCUCCAAACGUUUAAAAGUUUUAUGUUGUGCUUUAGAAAACGGAAAGAAUAGGCAUAUACGUUUCAAAGCUUUUGCACAUAGUCUGAUUCCUUCUACUAUGUGGGUCAUUUUCUUGUUUCUUGAUGGUGAUUAUCUGGCUUGUUCCAAGACAACUUGGAUAGGACAUUAUGUUUUUGAUCAAAAGCUAAACAGAAAGUGGUGUCAACCAUCUGACCUGGCCUAUGCUGGAAAUGAGAGUGAUUUACACCAGAAGUAUCAGAAGAUUGUCGGCAUAUCUCAGGUGGUUGGUUAUACAAUGCUCGGUUUAUUAGGGUUGCUGAUCAUUUGUUUCUGGGGAUGCUACGUUAAGAUACCUAAGACUGACGUCCAGACUGAACAAGGAGAGGAUUGCAUGGAGGCUUCUGGACAAGUAGAGGAUGGAAUGGAAACUAUUGGACAAGUAGAGGACAGAAUGAGAACUACUAGACAAGGAGAGAACGACAGGGAGACUGCUGUUCAAGUAGAGAAUAAUAGGGAGACUGCUGGACACAUAGAUAAUGUAAUGGAGAUUAUUGGAGAAGUAGAGGAUGGCAUGGAGACUAUUGGACAAGUAGAGGAUGGAAUGGAAACUAUUGGACAAGUAGAGGACAGAAUGAGAACUACUAGACAAGGAGAGAACGACAGGGAGACUGCUGUACAAGUAGAGAAUGACAGGAAGACUGCUGGACAACUAGAGGAUGACAUGGAGAUUAUUGGAGAAGUAGAGGAUGGCAUGGAGACUAUUGGACAAGUAGAGGAUUGCAUGGAGACUAUUCGACUACUAAAGGAUGACAUGGAGAUUAUUGGAGAAGUAGAGGAUGGCAUGGAGACUACUGGACAAGUGGGGUAUUGCAUGGAGACUAUAAGACUACUAAAGAAUGGCAUGGAGACUAUUGGACUAGUAGAGGAUGGCAUGGAGACUAUUAGACUGCUAAAGAAUGGCAUGGAGACUAUUGGACAAGUAGAUGAUGGCAUGGAGAUUUUUGGACUAGUAAAGGAUGGCUUGGAGACUAUUGGACAAGUAGAGGAUGAAAUGGAGGCUGCUGGAGAUGUAGAGGAUGGCAUGGAGAAUGCUGGACAAGUAAAGCAUGACAGGGAUACUGCUGGACAAGUAAAUAAUGACAGGGAUUCUGCAGGACAAGUAGAGACUCUCAUUGUGGAUAAGGGAAAAGUAGAGACUUUCAGGCCGAUUGAGGUAGAGCGCCUCACGAAAAAUCCACAGGGAAGGAGAGGUGACCUGCAGACUAGGGUACACUCUAGUGCAAAAGAUCCACAGGGUAAAGUAGAGGAGGACAUAGAAGAGGAGAGUAAACACCUUUUGAGGGAGGAGGGAUCUAGUUAGUUGUAAAAAGAGGGGAAAAUAACUUCAUAUGAAUUGUUUUAUGUUCUGUAGUUCUUAGUGUGAGAUUCUGUAUGAAAUAAUUUUUAUUUUACUUUUUGUAUGUUUUUAUUAACACUUCAUCCAAAAAAGAAAAUUCUGUCAUCAUUUACUGCCAUAGUAGGGAAAAUAAAUACUGUAAGGGGGUGAGAUCUGACAUUCUUUAAAAUUCCUUCCAGUGUCUUCAGUAGAACAAAGAAAUAUAAAUAAGUUUGGAACAAUCUGAGGGUGCGUUAUUGAUGACAGAAUUGUCAUUGUUGGUUGAAGUAUCCCUUUAAGGACUUGUAAAUUUGACUCAGUGAAGCAAUAGUUGUGAAUGCUUCUUGUCUGUUGUGUUGAGAUAUACCCUUGUCAGACUGGAAUGGGAUAAUUUUUAUAAUGAGCUAUUAGCAGCUUACAAUUAUAUAUGGCUGAGAAGAAUAUUAAUGCAUUUUUUUGUAAAAAAUUGCUUGUUUUAGGUAUUUUAUAUUAUGUAUUGUAUUCAGUUGUAAUGUUUUUUUUGUCUUGACAUACUC